AUGCCCACACUCUCCACGUGCCCCUUCACUCCCUCCACACCCUGGUGCCUGUUUACUGCUGUGGGGGAUGGGCGUGACCCACACGCAAGUCAGAGCAUGGGUGCAUCAGCAGGGCUUGGCUGUGACGGCUGGGCUGAUGAAGCUGAAGAGUGCAAGCAAGUGCCUCCUGCCACGUGGUUUCGCCCCUCUGCUGCACAGCCCCAUGUGAGCAUGCCACUCCUCACUAGUUUUCAACCUCAACGUAAUCUCUUCGGUUCUCAUGUCCUUGUUGACAAAGUGGUCCCUUUUCGUGGUGGCAUGGCUGCUUGUGUCAUAAUGCUGAGGCAUGCCUAUUCUGGGUUGCAGAGAAUGGGGGAAGCUGCUGGGACUGCCAUAGCGAGUAUGGUUGGAAUACGCGAGUUGAAAGAGUCCGUGGAGAUGAGAAUGAGGGCGCUUGGCGUGCAGCUGGAAGAGACUGAGAGGAGACUAGUGACGGAGUUGAGGGAGAUGAAGGAACAGCAGCAUGAUGAUGUGAUGCAGCUGCGGGAUGAGGAGGAAAUCCAGCAGAGUGCAGCCAUCCAGGAGAUUGCAUGGCAGCGAAUCAACUCGGAAUACCAGAGUACCAGUAUGGAUCUAUCCUCUCUCGAAGGUGUCUCAGAUAUCAUCCUCCACGUUUUGUCCACGCUGACGCACCUCAAGAGCAUUGACUUGUCCUCUAGCUCAGGCUUCACUGCAGAGGGCGUCAAGCACCUCUACAGUCUGCCAUUGUUGGAGACUCUAGACCUCAGAGGCACAGCCGUGUCAGACAGUGCCUUGGAAGGCAUUGGGUCCUUGACCAGUCUCAAGGAGCUCUAUCUCUGGGAGACCGAGGUGACUGAUGCUGGACUGACACACUUGACACUCCUUUCCUCUCUUAAACUUCUAAGCCUUGCUAAAUGCUAUGGUCUGACAGCAGCUGGCAUGGUGCAUGUGGGGAGGCUGACAGGGCUUGAGCAACUUGUGUUGGCUAGGACGGCAGUCACAGAUGCUGGUCUGCGGCACUUGAUAGGUCUCUCCUCCCUCAAACUGCUUAGCCUAUAUGGAUGCGGGGGUGUGACGAGUGCUGGCAUGGUGCAUGUGGGGAGGCUUAUGGGACUUGAGACACUUUGGCUGGAAGGGACAGCAGUCACAGAUGAUGGCAUGGCAGAUGUGGGGAGGCUGAUUGGGCUUGAGAAACUUUUCUUGGGUGUGACGGCAGUAACAGAUGCUGGUCUGCUGCACUUGACAAGUCUCUCCUCUCUCAAAUUGCUUAGUCUUUCUGGAUGCAAGGAUGUUAGUAAUGCUGGCAUGGUGCAUGUGGGGAAACUGACAGGGCUUGAGAGUCUUAUGCUGGAUGGUAUGGGCGUCACUGAUGAUGGGCUGCAGCUCUUGACAGCUCUCUCCGCUCUCAAGGUGCUGAGCCUCCCCAACUGCAAGGGUGUUACAAAAGCUGGCAUGGUGCAUGUGGGGAAGCUGACGCGGCUUGAGACCCUUAGUCUGGGUGGUACGGCAGUCACGGAUGAUGGGCUGCAGCAGCUGACUGCCCUGACCAAGCUGUCAUUUCUCGGGCUGCCGAAUGGGAAAGUGGCUUCCAAGGAGGACGUACGCAGGUGGAUAACAGGUAGCUGGUAG
Messenger RNA from Closterium sp. Yama58-4, 1629 nucleotides. The record is from the annotation of a GenBank genome assembly. NCBI's taxonomy places the organism in Eukaryota, Viridiplantae, Streptophyta, Zygnematophyceae, Desmidiales, Closteriaceae.